GUAACGCCAAUGACGCCCGUGGGUUCAAUAGCUAACUGAUAGCAGUACAGCGACGUUAGGUCAUUUAUCUGAUGAUUUAACGAUAUUUCGACUUUAAAACACAACAAUGUCGAGAAAGAGACACAAAGAGAAACCAGACAAGGCCAAUGCUGAGGAUGAGGCAUCGAAAAAUACAGGUACAACUCCAAUUGAAAAACUGCCUGCUCAGACCUUUGAUGAAUAUCAGUGCUCGGGCAAUGUGGAGGUUGACUUCCAUUGGCUUUGUGCUCUUCUGGACAUGAAGGAUAUCCCAGCUGUCAGCACCAGGCAACCAACCUCCCCCACCACUGAAACUGAAGGAGGGGACACAGAGGAGAGUCAGUUGGAGACAAACGGUGCUCCGUGCUGGUCUAAGCCGUGCCUCCAGGUGGAGCUGGAUGAUGAAGACCCCCUCAGCGCUAAGUACCUAAAGAUUUCUGGUUGGAAGGUAGAUGAGCGUAUUGCCAGAGUGCUCCACAAGAUGCUUCCCUCCCUGAGCAAGCUGCUGAGCCUUCAGUUUUGGCAGGCAGGGCUGACAGAUAGAAUGGUAAUCUCUCUCGUGAACACAAUAUCACUGUGCUCCAACCUCAGGGAUGUGACACUGGAGGGAAACCAUCUUCCAGGGCAGAGCUACCACCUUCUUCUCUCUGAAGACAGCGUCCUCACCCAUUUGGCCCUGCGAAAUAAUGGGAUUGGAGAUGAGGGCGCUCGUCUGAUUGGGUCUGCUCUCUCAACAACCAGAUCUGCUAACAAGAACCUUGUGUCACUCAACCUGGCAUUCAAUGCUAUUGGAGAUGCUGGUGCUACUUAUAUUGCACAGGGACUGCGGUUGAAUCGAGCUUUGUUAGUUCUCUCACUGUCCAACAAUCAGAUUGGAGACUCAGGAGCGGGUCAUCUGGCAGCGAUACUUGGCGAAUUCCCUCUCACUCAUGAAGAAGUUGUGGAGAGGAGAAAGAUGCUUCUGGAAAAAACUCAGACUUCAUCUGUAAGGGUUGAUUGGGACCAGCCUGCAGACCAACUUCCCUUAGUAGCCAGCAGCGGUUCACUGAGCACCGGCAAAGGGGAGAACAAAGGCAAAAAAAAGGAAGCAUCCAAAAAAGAGGACAACCCAUCUGCCAACAAAGAGAACCCAAAGUCUAACAAGAAAUCUUCUGAUUUAAAGGUGUCUCAAGGUAAAGCUGCCAAACAGGGCGGCAAAGAGAAGCAACUCUCUGCACAGGAGGAGAAAUCGAAUACUUCCCUGAAUGAGCAGCAGGGAGAGUUGGAGGAGGUGGAGAACCCUCUGCUGGAUCAGUCGGUGCAGCACAGGGACGGGGAAAUAACUCUGCCUGGAAACACGAAUCUCUCCUCCCUGAACCUGGCAGGAAACAGAAUUACAGAGAAAUCGCUGCCUCUGUUCCUGAAAUCUUUAGAGAAGCAGGGUGAGGGAGGCGGCCUGCUGCGUCUAUGUCUGCAGAGAAACCGCUUCCCAGCAGAUUGUGAGUGUUAUGUGAAGAUAAAGGAACUGAUGACAUUCAAAGCAUAACACAGCUCUAAACAGACAGAAGAGGAGGAGCAUCAGGCAUAUUUCUGAGAAAACUCAUCUCAAAUACUUUUAUGUACACUCUUUAUUUGGUAAAUAACAAUAAAUACACUUUGUCUUCUACUGUGAGGUGAACAAAUGGAUGUAAUAACAAUCUUGUGGAACAUUAAAAUCCCGAUGCUUUGCACAGUACUCUAAUCAACACACUGUUUGCUGUUUUUUGCUCACACUUAAAUGUACACCAAGGACAAAAGCUGAGAACAGCAGAAUAUCAAGUUCUUAAAAUAAAAAACUAUUGCUUGCAUCUCUCACCGUUAUCAGCCUCAGUCUGUGUGACAACACUUGCUGAUUUAUCUACCACAGACUGCACCCAUUUAAAAAAAAAUGUGGCUGGUGUUUUAAGGGUGUUGAUGUCAAAGUUACUGUCUUUUCCAUCUGAAAUUACACGUAACUUUUUGUGUUUUUAAAGGGUUUCACUGCUGAGCUGCAGUAAAAAAAACUGCAACACACAAAGGGAAUUUCAUACUAAUAAGACGACGAGAAGAUAGAGCCAUACAUUUAAUUCAACUGAACAGUGGAGAUAUUUUUUUUUCACAGAGCUAUUGAUACCGUCCCCCGUAUUUUACAUUGGAGUUGAUCUAUGAAGGGAUAGUUAAAUGACCUGCAGAACUAUAUUGAAGCAGAACUCAUAUAGGCGUGUUGGUAUAUUGUAUAUUGUGAAGAGGUGUUGAAACCUUCAGAACCUAGUGGGGUUAUUCUGUUACA
Messenger RNA from Eleginops maclovinus (Patagonian blennie), 2305 nucleotides. RefSeq names its product leucine rich repeat containing 71 (gene lrrc71). Bases 107 to 1543 code for a protein of 478 amino acids. The record is from RefSeq and is a predicted model, not a curated record. Gene Ontology annotation, molecular function: protein binding. NCBI's taxonomy places the organism in Eukaryota, Metazoa, Chordata, Actinopteri, Perciformes, Eleginopidae. The transcript has 17 exons.